AUGGCAGGCGGCGCUGAAACGCUCGACUUCCUCUCGGGGAAACACGCCCACGCAGAUGGAAAAACAAAGUACAUUGUCGUCACCGGAGGCACGAUGAGCGGCCUGGGAAAAGGCACUACCAUCAGCAGCCUAGGCGUGACUUUGAAGGCUCUGGGCGUGCACGUGACGGCGAUUAAAAUCGAUCCGUACCUGAAUGUGGACGCUGGGACAAUGUCCCCUUACGAGCACGGCGAAGUGUACGUGCUGGAGGACGGCGGAGAAGUCGAUCUCGACCUCGGAAACUACGAGCGUUUCCUCGAUGUGACGCUCACGCGGGACCACAACUUGACGUCGGGCAAGGUGUAUCAGAAGGUGAUUCAGGAGGAGCGCAAAGGCGCCUACCUCGGAAAGACUGUUCAGGUUGUCCCACAAGUGACGGACGCCAUCCAGGCGUGGAUUGCGCGCGUUGCAGAGCAGCCCGUUGACGGCCACUACGAGGCGCCACAGAUUUGCUUGAUCGAAGUCGGCGGCACGGUGGGCGACAUCGAGAGCGCCGUCUACUUGGAGGCGCUGCAGCAGUUCUCCCGCCGCGUGGGGCGCGAAAACUUUUGUCUCUGCCACGUCUCCUACGUCCCGUGCAUUGGCGGCGAACAGAAGACCAAACCGACUCAACACGGCGUCAAGGAGCUGCGAAUGGCUGGUCUCGCCCCCGACAUGAUUUUCUGCCGGUGCGAGACGAUGUUGUCGGAAGCGACCCGCAGCAAGAUCGCGCUCUUCACUCAAGUCCUCCCGGAGCAUGUCAUCAGCGUUCACGACGUGGCCAACACGUACCGCGUUCCACUGGUUCUGGACAGCCAGAAUGUCGCCCAGGCCAUCUGCAAGCGGCUGAAGCUGGACCCGACUGCGCCGGCGUCUCCGGUCGCGGCGCGUCCGGGUGCGCCUCUGUACAAGACGCCGAUUUCGAUGAAGAAGUGGCGGCUGAUGGCGGACCGUUUGACCUCCCCCACGGAGUCGGUUAAAAUCGGAAUUGUCGGAAAGUACACAGGCUUGGCGGAUUCGUACCUUUCCGUGGUGAAGGCGCUGCAGCACGGCGCGAUGGAGGCGAACGUUCGCCUCGAGUUGGUGUGGAUCGAGUCUUCCGACCUCGAGGCGCCGGAAGACGCUUCGCCGAAUGGGGCGACGGGAGCGGGGAACUCCGCUGCGCGCUACGAGGCCGCAUGGGCGGCGCUGAAGUCCGUCUCGGGCGUGGUGUGUCCCGGCGGGUUCGGCGACCGCGGCAUUCUCGGCAAGGCCCUGUCGGCGCGUUACUGCCGGGAGAGCGGCGUGCCGUAUUUGGGGAUUUGCCUCGGCAUGCAGACGGCCGUGAUUGAUUUUGCGCGGAGCGUCUUGAAGCUGGCCGACGCGAACUCGGAAGAAUUCGACAAGGCCUGCAAACACCACGUGGUUGUGUCGAUGCCCGAACACAGCACGGAGCACGGGCACGAGGUCGGCGGCACGAUGCGCCUCGGCAAGCGCGCGACGAUUCUCCGCGACUCCGGCUCCCUCGCGGCGCGGCUCUACGACGGCAGAGCCGUGAUCGACGAGCGCCACCGUCACCGGUACGAAGUGAACCCGAGCGUGGUGGGGUCCAUGGAAGCGAAGGGGUUCAUGUUUGUCGGCCAGGACGAGCGCGGCCAGCGCAUGGAAGUCGCCGAACUCCGAGACCACACCUUCUUCUUCUGUGUCCAGUAUCACCCCGAGUUCCAGUCGCGGCCGCUGAAGCCUUCGCCGCCGUUCCUCGGUCUCGUCCUCGCCGCCGCCGGAAAACUCCAGGCUCGAUUCGACAAGUACGGCGGAUUCCUGCGCAGCGGCGCAGUCUACGAGGAAGUCGACCGCGCGUGA
Neospora caninum is the source of this 1860-nucleotide messenger RNA. Its product is annotated as gk17769, related. The transcript is spliced from 6 exons. Gene Ontology annotation, biological process: CTP biosynthetic process; pyrimidine nucleobase biosynthetic process. Bases 1 to 1860 code for a protein of 619 amino acids. The record is from RefSeq and is a predicted model, not a curated record. Gene Ontology annotation, molecular function: identical protein binding; CTP synthase activity. Lineage: Eukaryota; Apicomplexa; Conoidasida; Eucoccidiorida; Sarcocystidae.